Molecule: messenger RNA, 3603 nt
Organism: Panthera uncia (snow leopard)
Lineage: Eukaryota; Metazoa; Chordata; Mammalia; Carnivora; Felidae
Gene: ALMS1
Product: ALMS1 centrosome and basal body associated protein
Exons: 13
Coding region: 16-3216 (1066 amino acids)
Biological process (GO): regulation of centriole replication
Cellular component (GO): centriole; centrosome; cytosol
Source: RefSeq, a predicted model, not a curated record
AACCAUUUGAAGUUGAUGUAUCUCCACAAAAUAUUCCUUGAAGCUACCUUUGGAAAGAGAUUACAGUAUUUGAUAAGCCACGGAUAUGACCUGCUGUGUCCUUUCUCUUUUUUGUUCAGACCGUCAGAGGAGAUUAAGACCCCCCCAUUUUCUGCCUUUUCUGGAAAAUUAUCAUCUGAUGCAGUCACUCAGAUAACAACAGAAAGUCCAGGAAAAACCAUGUUUUCAUCUGAAAUUUUUAUUAAUGCUGAAGAUCAUGGAUUUGAAAGUCCAGAGCCCAGUACCCAGAACCUGAACAAAGUUCCUGUCAAGUUUGUGUCAUCAUCUUCAGUUCAACAGAUUACUCAUCCUCAUGGCACAGAUGCCCAGCCUUCACUGUUGCCAUAUAAGCCUCCUGGUAGUACCAGGAUGUACUAUGUUCCACAAUUAAAACAGAUUCCUUCUUAUCUGGAUUCCAGAUCAGAUACCACCAUUGAGAGCUCUCACUCAGGAUCCAAUGAUGCCAUCGCUCCAGACUUCCCAGCUGAGGUGCUAGGCACCAGGGAUGAUGACCUGUCCAUCCCUGCUGACACUAAACAUAAAGAGGGGAUCUACAGUAAGAGGGCCGUGGCUAAGCCAUCCUUCCCAGUGGGGAAAAACCCCCCUCAGAAAGAUAAUGCAGAUGCCGAAGUUCAAGUUUCUGUCAGUGGGGAUGAGAGCCUUUCAGACAAAAACCAGAAAAAGGAGAUCUACAGUAAAAAAGCAGUGGCUAAGGCUGCCCAACCUGAAGAGAAAGAAUUCUUGGAGACAGCCACUGCAGGUUCUAGUGGUGCUGCUGCUGCAGAGCCCUCAGCUCGACUACAAAACAUAAAGAUUGAAAGUCCAGCAGACACUGAAGCCAUUAAACAGAAUGAGGAGAUCCAUAGUAAGAGGACAGUUCCUAAGAAAGCCUGGACAGAAGAUCAAGAAUCCUUGCAGAUAGAUAUUGCAGAGUCCAGAUGUCAUUCAGAAUUUGAAAAUACUACCCAUUCUGUCUUCAGGUCAGCCAAGUUUUACUUUCAUCAUCCAGUCCACCUACCAACUGAUCAAGAUGUUUGCCAUGAAUCCUUGGGGAGGAGUGUUUUCAUGAGGCAUUCUUGGAAAGAUUUCUUUCAGCGUCAUCCAGACAAACAAAGAGAACAUACUUGUCUUCCUUCCCCUGAUGAAAAUGUGGAAAAGACCAAGGCAGAUUAUACCAGAAUAGAGAGCCUCAGUAUCAAUGUAAACUUGGAAAACAAAGAAGUGAUGCAUUCCACUAAAAGUCAGGCUAGAGAUUAUCCAAAAAGUGACAAACAAAUUAGUGAUCCAAAAAGGGAUCGUAAGGUCACCCCAGAGCCAGCAACUCAGCACACUGUGAGUUUGAAUGAACUCUGGAACAAGUAUCAGGAGCGACAGAAACAAAAGAAACCUCCCGAGUUUAGUGACAGAAAAGAACUAUCCUUGGUGGAGCGACUUGAUCGUUUGGCUAAACUUCUUCAGAAUCCCAUCACAUAUUCUCUCUGGACCUCUGAAAGCACACAGGAUGAUAGCAGAGGGGAACGGGAUAUUAAGCAACAGCAGAAAAUCAAGCUUCAGAAAAAGAAGCAGUAUAAGAGCCUGGAGAAAUGCCAUAAAAACACAGGAGAGCUUAAAAAAAGCAAGGCACUUUCUACUCAUCAAGCUGGGAAGUCCAAGCAGAUUAAAAUUGAACAGAUUAAAUUUGAUAAGUAUAUCCUGAGAAAACAGCCAGGUUUUCAUUAUAUAAACAGCACUUCCUCAGAUUCUAGACCAUCUGACGAAAGUGAGCUGCUCACAGACACUGCCACCAACAUCCUUUCCACAACCAAUUCUCCUGUGGAAUCUGAUAUCUUGACCCAAACAGAUAAAGAGGUGACUUUGCAGGAGAGAAGCAGCUCUAUUUCCACCAUUGACACUGCCCGACUGAUCCAAGCUUUUGGCCAUGAAAGAGUUUGUCUGUCACCCAGGCGAAUUAAAUUAUACAGCAGCAUUACCGACCACCAGAGGAGAUACCUUGAGAGGCGGAGCAAGAAGAAUAAGAAAGCUUUGAAUACAGGUCAUCCCCAAAUGACUUCUGAGCACACCAGAAGGAAACACAUCCAGGUGGCAAACCAUGUGAUUUCUUCUGAUUCUAUUUCAUCUUCUACCAGUAGUUUCUGGAGCUCAAGCCCCACCCUUUGCAACAAGCAAAAUGUACAUAUGUUAAACAAGGGUGUACAAGCAGGUAACUUGGAGAUCGUGAAUGGUGUCAAAAAACACACUCGAGAUGUUGGGAUGACUUUCCCAACUCCAAGCUCUAGCGAGGCUAGAGUAGAAGGGUACAGCGAUGUGACUUCUUGGUCAGAAGAAAAAAUAGAAGAGAAAAGUCGUCUCACCAGUUAUCUUGGGGAUAAAAAGUUAAGGAAGAACAAGCAGAGUUGCAGUGAAGGAGUUUCAUGGUUUGUUCCUGUGGAAAAUGUGAAGUGUGGUCCUAAGAAGGAAAACCUGCCCAAACUUUAUGGCCCUGGUAUCUGCUGGUUUGCACCAAUAACCAACACCAAACCGUGGAGAGAGCCACUGCGGGAACAGAACUGGCAGGGACAGCACAUGGACAGCCACGGGUCACUAGCAGGCCCAGGCAGAGAUCCCCCAAGGCCAUUUGUGAAAGCAACCCUACAGGAAUCUCUUCAGCUUCACAGACCCGACUUCAUCUCCCGCUCUGGGGAGAGAAUAAAGCGUCUGAAGUUAAUAGUGCAGGAGAGGAAACUACAGAACAUGUUACAGAGUGAGCGGGAGGCACUGUUCAACACUGUCAGAGAAUGGCAAGGCUGCCAGGACCCAACACGCCGGCUCCUGAAGAGAGGCUUCCUGGAUGCCCAAAAGAACAGGCCUAUUGGAAAGAAGGAAAUGAUUCAGAGGUCUAAACGGAUUUAUGAGCAGCUUCCAGAAGUGCAGAGAAAGAGAGAAGAAGAGAAGAGAAGAUUGGAAUAUAAGUCAUACCGGCUACGAGCUCAGCUAUUCAAGAAGAGGACUCUGAAAGUCAGAAUCCAAAAGACGAGUUUAUGCCAGACCGAUGUGGGAUUGGAGAACUGCUUCUGGAGCAUACCUGGAGCUGGGCUGGGCAGGGCCCCUCGAGGAGGGGGGCCCCAGGCACCGCAUGGCCCGGCCAGUGUGUCAGCGUCACAGGCCAGGCCUCUCAUUGUACUUGUAUGUUUGAACUGAUGGAUGGAUGAGUCUAUCCAGAUCAUAAAUGAUCUGUAUCUAUAUAGACAUAAUAGGUACUGAUUAUAUACAUCAUGUUUCCUUAACACUUCAGGAAAAAUUUUUUUUGCAUAAUUACCAUAGUUUCUGUAGCUGGGGAAAAUAAAUGAGAUUUGGGUAGAACCUCACUGGUCUCUCAGCAACAUGUCUGGGGUGGCUGUCUGCCUCUGAUAGCAAGAGUAUCUAACUUCUCUUUCUUUUCUUCCACAGAAAGUGACCAAUCAGCUCUUGGGGAGAAAAGUUCCCUGGAACUGACAUAAGAAUAUUUUCCUGGAAUUAUAUUUUGUCAACCUGGAGAAGCACAAUCCUUACUUUUAUGAGUCUGGUUUAAUAAAACUUAACUCUUUU